AAGAAAAACAAAAUGGAGCCGUUGACUGGAGCCACCUUGGUCUACACUGCAGAAAAGAAUCCAAGUCUUCAUCUUCAACAAUUCCUCUCUCCUCACCGUUAAUGGCGGCUCCCCCAUAUCCCCUCUCCUCAGCCGAAACAUCCAUCUCCCGGAGCUCCCCCCUCUCUCUCAAACUCAAUUUCAUCUGACAUAAUCUCCGAAUCAAUUAAUUCAUAUGGAUAAAACCUUCCAAGCAAUUCUGGCCGCCCUCGCCAGCUUCUUCGUCGUCACCGUAAUCCUCGCCUCAAUCCUCAUCAUCUGCAAGACCGAAUCCAAGCAGAACCAGCAGCAGCGCCGCCGCCGCCGCUCCUCUCAAACCCGAUCUCGCAAUCUGGUUGCUCCGAAGCCCAACCCUAGACCCGACCCGAACCAUUCCCCCUGCGACAGCGCAACCUUCGACCCGACGAGCCUCCCCCACGUGUCGAUGCAGGAGCUCGUCGCCGCGACGCACAACUUCUCCAGCGACCUGAUCAUCGGCGACGGCAGCUUCGGGCUGGUCUACAAGGCCCGCCUCAGCCCCGACGCCGUCGUCGCCGUCAAGCGCCUCUCCCCCGACGCCUUCCAGGGCCUCCGCGAAUUCCGGGCCGAGAUGGAAACCCUAGGCCGGAUCCGCCACCCGAACAUCGUCCGGAUCCUCGGGUUCUGCUCCACGGGUCAGGACCGGGUCCUGAUUUACGAAUUUAUAGAGAAAGGCAGCCUCGACCAAUGGCUCUACGACACGUCGGACGAUGACAUCGACGCCCUACCCCGGCCCCCUCUCCCCUGGCCCACCCGCCUCAAAAUCAUCCGAGGCGUCGCCGCCGGCCUCGCGUUCAUGCACCACCGAUUGGAAGCUCCGAUCAUCCACCGCGACAUCAAGGCCAGCAAUAUAUUGCUCGACGGCGAAUUCGAGGUCCACAUCGCGGAUUUCGGGCUGGCGCGGUGGGUGGAUAAGGCGCACUCGCACGUGUCGACGCAGGGGGCGGGGACGAUGGGGUACAUGCCGCCGGAGUAUCUGGACGGGGCGACGGUGGCGACGACGGCGGGGGACGUGUACAGCUUCGGAGUGCUGAUGAUGGAGGUGCUGACGGGGCGGAGGCCGAGCUUCCCCUUCCCCGGGGAGGAAGGGAAGGAGGUGAGGCUGAUGGAGUGGGUGAAGCGGAUGGCGGAGAAGGGGAGGUUCGUGGAGAUGGUGGACGCCUCCAUCGGUAGGGAGGAUCUCGAGACGACCGCGGUGGAGGAGUUGUUCAGGAUUGGGCUCGAGUGUGCGGAUCAUAAGAACAAAAGGCCUGCCAUGAAUCAAGUGGAAGAGAAAUUGAAUAUGGUUUUGGGUGGUGUUGUAUCGUGAUGAUGAAGCGCCACUCAGUUGGUAAAUGGUAAAUCUUGAGUAGACAUAGAACUAUUAUUGUUUGUGACAUGUAAAUAGGGUAUGUUGUUAUGGUGUCUUGAAUGAAUCAAGAAGGUUCAUUUUUCAACAAUAAGUAAAUGCAGGAUUGCAUUCAAACAUGGCCAACGUUUAAAGUUUUAUCAAGUGUAUGAUUUUGUUUUAUCA
Salvia hispanica is the source of this 1570-nucleotide messenger RNA. Its product is annotated as phytosulfokine receptor 2-like. The record is from RefSeq and is a predicted model, not a curated record. Lineage: Eukaryota; Viridiplantae; Streptophyta; Magnoliopsida; Lamiales; Lamiaceae. Gene Ontology annotation, biological process: protein phosphorylation. Gene Ontology annotation, molecular function: ATP binding; protein kinase activity.